Molecule: messenger RNA, 1936 nt
Organism: Cottoperca gobio
Lineage: Eukaryota; Metazoa; Chordata; Actinopteri; Perciformes; Bovichtidae
Gene: hsd17b3
Product: hydroxysteroid (17-beta) dehydrogenase 3
Exons: 11
Coding region: 37-1011 (324 amino acids)
Cellular component (GO): endoplasmic reticulum
Molecular function (GO): testosterone dehydrogenase (NADP+) activity
Source: RefSeq, a predicted model, not a curated record
ACUAAAUUUGUUCUCUUAGAGCAGACACAAACAAGUAUGGAUUUCAUGGAAUUGUUCUUCAUUGCUCUUGGUGCUGCCGUUAUUGUCUGCUAUGGAGUGAAACUGCUGCUUUUUAGUAGGAUGCUUUUCCCCAAAAUGUGGUUUCCCCUCUCGAAGUCUUUUUUCACCUCUCUGGGAGAGUGGGCAGUGGUAACUGGUGCUUCGGAGGGAAUAGGAAGAGCAUAUGCACUUGCACUGGCUGAGAAAGGAAUGAACGUGGUAAUCAUGAGUAGAACCAAAGUAACACUCGACCAGGUGGCCAAGGAAAUAGGUGAUACCACAGGGCAGAGGGUGAAAGUGAUAGUAACUGACUUCAUGAAGGACAAUGUCUUCAGUGAACUUGAGGAUCAGCUUAGGAACCUCAACAUUGGGGUUUUAGUCAAUAAUGUUGGCAUGCUGCCCAGCUUCAUCCCCUGCAAAUUCCUUGAGACUGCACGGUUGGACCAGACAAUUACAAUGACGAUAAACUGCAAUGUGAAAACUAUGGCCAAGAUGUGCAAAAUAAUCCUUCCAGGCAUGGAAAACAGGGGAAAAGGGGUGAUUGUGAAUAUUUCGUCUGGAAUUGCCUCUAUUCCAUUCCCCCUGUACACCCUGUAUGCAGCAUCUAAGGUAUUUGUGGAAAGGUUUUCUCAAGGUCUUCAAGCUGAAUACAGUGAUAAAGGGAUUAUUAUACAGGCAGUGGCUCCAUUUGGUGUCUCUACUCGAAUGGCAGGUUACCAAAAAACCAACAUAGUGACUCUGUCACCAGAAGACUUCGUAAAAAGCUCCCUCCAGUACCUCAGAGCUGGAGACAAAACGCACGGCAGUGUCUGUCACAUAGUUCUGGGCUGGUUACUGCAGUCUAUUCCUCUCAAGGUUCUCUAUGCAGAGUCUAUGCUACACAGCCUACAAGACUAUAUCAAGAAGAAAGCGGCACUGAAUGCAACCAUCUGUGCAUCAAAUGCAACUUUUGAAAAUGGCAGAAAUAAAUAACCAGGAACAGCAAUGUAAAGAUAUCUGGCUUAUGAAUAUUACAAUUAUGGAACUUAUGUUGACAAACCUAUGUUUUCUGUUUUUGUAAACAUAGUAGUCUCAGUCUUAACUUAUGAAAGUAUUAUUAUAUUAUUGGUUUUAUUGUUAUUAUUAGUUACUGUACAGUAGUACAUUUUGUUUUUUAUAUUUUGCUACAUUGUGGGUAAGCCAUGCUCAGGAAAGCACCUUCAUUAAUGGUAUUAUUUUCUUUGUUUUGGGACCGUAAAAGCGCGUUAGGGCCUCUCUAGAGCCAGAGUUUGGUUUGUCCAUUCUGGGAUACUGUAGAAACAUGGCGGUGCAACACAGCGGCUCGCUGCAUACUGUAUGCAAAGGGCUCAUUCUAAGUUACGAAAACACAACGAUACUUAGUUUCAGGUGAUUAUGCGCUUAUGAAAAUAUCUGUUCUGCCAAUAAAUCCCCCUAAAUCCUACACACUGGUCCUUUAACUAUGACAUCAGCAAUAAACAGAGGCUAUAAUUGUUUUUUUUACAUAUUUCUGACAAUGUCAACAAAAGCUGAACAUAAUGAGCUUCGUAACAUUAGCAUUUAUGACAGAGCUGUGGUAUUGAGUUGAAAUAUAUUGAAAGUGUUCCUAAUAAAAUGGCCACUAAGUGUAAAUGUAUUGCCAUUCAGGGACAUCAUCAUCAUUAGAGGUUCACAACUUUGUGGGAAUAAUGUUUUAUCUUAUUUACUUGUAAUUUAUGUUGAUUGAUCUGCUCCAUCUUGUUGUUGAGAAUAAUAGACUCUUUGUUUUAUAUUGUCUGUUGGCUCCUUUGUGUAUGUCUGUAUAUUUCCUUGAAUAUAUAUCUAUGUAAAUGUUAAACAAGUAAAAAAUAUGACUUUUACUGUCAUGUCACUGCAAUUGCUCAUGAAAUAUUUUUGAUGC